This is a messenger RNA of Mauremys mutica (yellowpond turtle), 5298 nucleotides long. It is a transcript of the gene PIAS3, whose product is annotated as protein inhibitor of activated STAT 3. Gene Ontology annotation, biological process: protein sumoylation; regulation of transcription by RNA polymerase II. Bases 265 to 2178 code for a protein of 637 amino acids. Gene Ontology annotation, molecular function: transcription coregulator activity; SUMO ligase activity; zinc ion binding. The transcript has 14 exons. Lineage: Eukaryota; Metazoa; Chordata; Testudines; Geoemydidae. The record is from RefSeq and is a predicted model, not a curated record.
GAAAGAGUCAGGCAGGCUGGGGUUUGGGAGGAAAGGGUUAGUUGUGGGCUUUCCCUGGCUGGAUCCCUUUUCUGCUUGCAGACCCCUGCCCCCCUCCCCCCCAAAAAACACCCUGAAAUCAAACACCCUGCCCCCCCCCCCCAAACCAAACCGAACAAUAGUAACAGCAAAGCAUGGGGCCUGCGGAAUCUGCUGCCAGCUGCACCCGGGUUAACCACUCCUGACCUGACCCAGAGGAAGGCCUGGGCCAAAGUGAACUUGCACAUGGUUAUGAGCUUUAGGGUAUCAGAACUGCAGGUUCUCUUGGGUUUUGCUGGCAGAAACAAGAGUGGAAGGAAGCACGAGUUGCUCACAAAGGCAUUACAGCUGCUCAAAUCUGGCUGCAGCCCGGCUGUUCAGAUGAAAAUUAAGGAGCUGUACCGGCGAAGGUUCCCGAGGAAGAUCUUAACCCCUUCAGACUUAUCCAUGCUCCAUAUUCAGACAGGGCAACUGCCCUCCGCCACUGCACUGACGCAGGGCAGCACGGUGUGUCAUUUGCCCUAUGAUAACAGUUCGGCAGCUUCUGCAGUGCCAACGGCUAUGUUGCCUCCGGUGCCUAUGCUGGGACCCAAACAUGAGACAGAUGUUCAGCACUUAUCCCCGCCCAUUCAUCCGGUCCAUCCAGAUGUCAAAAUGAAGAGGCUGCCCUUCUACGACGUUUACGAUGAGCUGAUUAAACCCACCACAUUAGCAUCUACGAACAGCCAGCGGUUUGAAGAGGCGCACUUCACCUUUGCGCUAACACCUCAGCAAGUUCAACAGAUUCUCACCUCUCGAGAUAUCUUACCAGGUGCCAAAUGUGACUACACUGUACAGGUACAAUUAAGGUUUUGCCUGUGUGAAACCAGCUGUCCCCAAGAAGAUUAUUUCCCUCCUAAUUUAUUUGUCAAGGUCAAUGGAAAGCUCUGCCCUCUGCCUGGCUAUCUGCCGCCCACUAAAAAUGGUGUGGAGCCAAAGCGACCGAGCCGUCCCAUCAACAUUACUCCUUUGGUGCGGCUUUCGGCAACUGUUCCCAAUACGAUCAUCGUGAAUUGGUCCUCCGAGUUCGGCAGGAACUACUCUCUGUCAGUUUACCUGGUGAAACAGCUGACUUCAGUCACACUGCUACAGAAGCUAAGAGCCAAGGGCAUUCGGAACCCAGACCACUCCCGGGCCCUGAUCAAAGAAAAAUUAACAGCUGAUCCCGACAGCGAGAUAGCAACAACGAGCUUGCGGGUUUCUCUCAUGUGUCCGCUGGGUAAGAUGAGGCUAAUAGUGCCCUGCCGAGCCAUUACCUGCACCCACCUCCAGUGCUUUGACGCGGCGCUCUACCUUCAGAUGAACGAGAAGAAACCUACAUGGACCUGCCCUGUGUGUGAUAAGAAAGCCCCCUAUGACAGCCUGAUCAUUGAUGGGUUGUUCAUGGAAAUCCUCAACUCGUGUACGGACUGUGAUGAGAUCCAGUUCAUGGAAGAUGGCUCCUGGUGUCCCAUGAAGCCCAAGAAAGAAAACCAGGAGGUGUGCCCGACAUCUGCGUACAAUGGGAUUGAGGCCAGCUCCCUUUACGCUGUGGGCUCUGACGGAAAACACUCCUUGGAGAGCAAAAAGAAAGUGGAGGUCAUUGACCUCACGCUGGACAGCUCAUCGGACGAAGAGGAGCCUCCUAUCAAGAAACAGUGCCCUGUCUCCACGGUGGCUAUCCCGUCGGCAGUAGGGCCCAAGGGGGUGUUAAAUGUUGAUCACCAGCCAUCCUCUGUGCUUCGAAGUCCUCCCAUGGCAGCUAUCGGCAGUGACUAUCUCUCCAGCCUCCCAAUCCCCGAAUACCACCCUUCCUACCAGGUGCCAUCAGAGAUUCAAGGUCUGGAUUUGUUUACCUUCCUUCAAAGUGAAAAUCAGCACUACAGCCCUUCCGUGAUCACCUCCCUGGAUGAACAGGACGCCCUGAGCCAUUUCUUCCAGUACCGAGGCACGUCUACCCAUUUCAUGAACCCUCUGGCUCCCGUCAUGGCAGGAUCCCACAACAGCAUCAGCCCUGCCAGCGGCCGCAUCAGCAGCAUUGUCUCCUCCACCACGCUGCGGGAGAGCCAUGGGCACAGCGGGACAAUGAGUAACAGCGCAGCUCUCCCGGGCUGCAGGUCGGACAUCAUUUCCUUAGACUAGCCCCAGGCCCAGGCAUCUCGUUUCCCCCCCAAGGAUGGGAGAGAAAAGCAGAUUUCAGCAGCUGCUGCUGAGUUGGGAUUUUGUCUGGGAUGGAAAGGACCCAACCAAUACCAGGUCUCCUAAGUGUGUGUCUCGGUCAGGGCAACUCCCCUGUUACGUCCAACCUUGGAGCCUCACAGGCGUGGCUUUCAGUUCUGCACACGCUUGCCUGAGCGCCCUGGUAUGGCUUGCUGGGGGGUGCCAGUGGCCAGCAGGGAAAUGCUAACCUCUGGUUUUCAAGACCAUUUUAAAACUGUGUUUUUAACUCUCUUUUUUUGGUAGGAUUCUGCACAAAGAUCCUACAGUGAGAAUCCCCACCUUGGUGCUGUCCUGCUGGAACAGCACCAUCUAGUGGCCAAAGCAGGACUUAGCGGCCAUUCACCCUUGGGGAUCAGAGAAUAUCAGGGUUGGAAGGGACCUCAGGAGGUAUCUAGUCCAAUCCCCUGACAGAUUUUUGCCCCAGAUCCCUAAAUGGCCCCCUCAAGGAUUGAACUCACAACCCUGGGUUUAGCAGGCCAAUGCUCAAACCACUGAGCUACCCCUGGGAGGUCACCUUCUGCAGCCCUUUGCACCACACCACUACUGGCUCCCUGAAGUGGGGUGAAGAGAGAAACUUGUGUGAGUCCAGCAAGCCUCUAGGCAUGGAUGGAAGGUGGGUGGGUGUCUUUCAGGGAGCUGCCCGCUGCUUUUAUGCACCAACACAAGCUCUUUGGCAGUAGGGAUUGAGCUGGAUCUGGGCUCCUAUGGCAUUCUUGACUCCUUAAUCCUCUUCUUUGCUCCCCUCCUUCCCUGGGGAGUCUGCCCUCCCAGCCCUAGGUUAGAGCAAAGAGCUGGUGACUCAGAAAGAGGCUCGCAAACUUCUGCUUCCAGCUACCAGGCUGUGCUGAGAACCUCUGCUGUCCCAGGGUUUCAAUAACCGAAUGGGCAGGAAAACAGAUGCUUUAACUGAGCCCUGAUUCCAAACCUCAUCCAGCAAACAUGGACAUUCCCCAGCAGAGACCUAGCCACGGCGGGGAGGGUGAAUCUGCAGCCUACGUGCACUUCAGGUUUCCCAUUAAGCAGGUGAGCAGCUGGGGCUCCCUCCCACCUCGCUCUCGAUGGUAUGAUCCGAAGCAACACCGCUGGGCCCCAAACUCAGCUCUGCUGAGCGAAUCCGUUCUUCAACCCCCCGUGCAAACCUCUCGUGUUUGUAAUGGAACGUGCUAGUGGGUGAGAGCCAGAAAGAGAAACUGAUCGAUCCGUUUUCAAGGAGAAAAAAAAGAUUUUGUAAAUGUGUUUUUUUUUUUUAAUUGAACAACCUGUGGCAUUACGAGUAGCGCAGGAAAGGAAACGUUCACUUUUUAAUUAUGAACGUUCACCACCUUUAAAGUCAGCCGUUUCCUGGCUGCUGUUUUAGUGUUGUCCUCAUUACGACGUAACCUUUUUUUGGUAAGAAUCAAGGCAAAAAGAGGCCAUUUGAAUUGAUGUCCUGUCAGUGGCAUUUACACGUGGGUUGAGGCAGUUCUUUAUUGGGAUGCUAGAGGAGGCAAGCGGGGGUGGGGUGGGGAGGGAUUCUUGCUUGCGAACCCUCCUGCAGAUAGGACAGUAUCGAGUGGAGGCGUAGCAGGGUGACUGCCAGGCCUUUUGUCUCCCAUCCAUCCCCUCGCGGAGGCACUGGGCAGCUCGGCCCAGUCUGUCUCGGUUGUAAUUACGAUGUAUUUUUUUUAAAUGUAGAUGUUUUCCUCCUCCUAAGUAUUUCCAAUACAGAUCUGUACAGAGAACAAAGCUAUAUCUAUAUUUUUAGUUGCAGCUUUUGUACAUCCAAAACUCCAAAGACCUCUCUGUGUCUAUCUCCUGAGGACUAAAUGAAGGUUGUGUUGUCCCCGCUACAGCGCCUUCGCGGGGACAGCGCAUCGCCUGUUGCACAAUUUAUUUAUGUAUUUAAAUGUAUCCCUUCGUUUGUAACCUUCACAGCAUCACAGCUGCUGCUUCGAGUGUCCUGCGUAACCAAGGUCUCGCUAAACUACCCCAAGUACCUACUGCCAAGCUCAUAUUUUUAUUACUGUAGCAAGAUUGGCACAUGAGUUCGAUGCGUCAAAAUGGCAUUCAGAAAGUAUAAUAUGUAGCAGUUUUUUUGCACCUUUUCUCCCCUCCCAAGUGUCCUCCUCAAGAACUUAAAAACAAACCAAUUUCCCUGUGGUUCUGGACAAGGCUGCUCUGGGGUAGCUGUGCCCAGACUCCUGCUGUGACUUUAAUGGUUCUCGUAUCAUAGUUGUAGUGAAUUUCUGAACGCAAUAAAAGUUGGAAAUCCUACUGAGGAAUAGUUAAGGUGCAGCUUUACCGUGCGUUCUUCGCCCAGGCUUAGUCGCGCUAAUCAUUUCCCCUCGGUUUUGGAGAGGGACGAGUCCAGCUGACGCUCCGCAUUUAAAGAGCGGUCGGCUGGAAAAUGAUGAACCAACUACUGCAGUCUCCUUCAAAGUACCAGCCCUCAGAACUAGCUUGCUUGGCUCUUUUCACCGGAAAACCUCCAAGUGGCAGACGUAGCUCUCUGUAAACCAAGAAUUAUCCUUCCCCACUUGCGUGAACGGCUUUGAAAGCCUUGGUGGAGAAGUGCGAGGUCGAGGAUUUGCUUUUUGGAGAAAUGGUGCUUGGAGAGAUUACUGGACUUCUGCAAACCCCUUUCUCUCUGCUCAUCUUCCCAGCACCAAGCUGAAAAGGGACUUAGGACCAGACCAAAUGUACUGUGUACAUUGCUGUGGGAACGUAAUUGUUUGGGGGGGUUUUCAAGUUCUGAUGUUGGGGGGCGGGGGGAUGGACAGACCCGCUCCCAGUAAAGGCAGAUUUCUAUACACAUUUGUAACCCUCCCCGUCUGUCCUUUGGCCCGUCUCCUACCAAGAUCCUGCAGGGCCAGUCACAGGCUGAUCAGCCCGCGUGACAAUCCAGUGGCUCCACUGUACCCUUGGAGAGGCAGGUACUUUCAGUGUUACGUACAGGGGGUGGUUGAGGUGUAGCUAGAAGCUGAGGAGACCGACAUGAAGGUAUUACGCCUUUACAGGGAGCGCUGGCUGUUUUCAAGGUUUGUACAUACAAGUUGUUUGUGU